GUUACUGCCGGCAAUUCAAAGACACUUGAGUCCGUGAAUGCGUAUUUCAGUUUUCAUCGACACUGGUUUAGUUUGCAGUGGGAUGUUGCGGACAAAACAAUUCGCUAUUUUCUGCCGAAUUCUGAUCUUUUUUACCUUCCUGUUGUUCGGACAGACAAAUGCUGAGGGAAGAAAAACAUUCAGCGGGUGAGUCUGAUCAGUACUAGUUUCGAUCUAGAAUUAGCGACGUACGCGGAAAACUGAUAAUAUAAAUCUUUUGAUUUGCGUAUUAAAUCGUCCUUGCUUGCAAUCGCCGUUCUCGAUCGUUCUCGUUAUACAAUCUCGUCCACUCUUUUGGUAAAUAUUUAUGUUUGUUAACAUUAACAAGCACAGAUAUCCCCUUUUUAAUCUUGAGGGUCGAUUUGAUAAAUUCGUGAUAGGCCGACGACCGGGUUAAGUUUGAAAGCAGCUAGGCCAGGGAAUACCGAAGCUUGAUCAUGAUAGUCAAUUCCGCGACGUGUUUUACGUACUGUCGACGUUAAAUUAACCCUCAACUCACUUUCUUUAUCAUGUUUAUCUUUCUUGUCACCUGCGUACGUGCGUCUAUCGCUUGACCAGAGGUCAGUACGAUGAAUUCAAAACUGAUACCGGCGUACCUCCUGUCUGUAAAGGCGUUUCCGAUCAAACGCUACCUCUUCCGUUCGUGGUUCAGAGUUUGUUGAAGGUAUCCUGAGUGUCAGGCGUUUCUCUGUGGAAAAGUGGACGAGAGAAGAGAAAUGAAAGUCCUCUCAUUAAAAUCUACGCUCCCAAAACCCCCAGGGGAAGAUCUUAUACCCCUGGGAUACCGAGGCUAUAAUUGUAGUUGGAGGAGAAAGAAACCCCGGGGGUAUAUAUAGCAACCCAUGCUGCAGCGCGUACACUGACACAUGAACUACCCAAAAACUGUGUCGUUCGCGCGUUUGCACAUUACGGAUUCCACAACCAAAAACCUCCCGGACUCCUUAAUCGGGAUUUCCCUUACAGCGAGCGUUGUUUUUGUCCAGGAUCCGUAAAAAGGGACGCAUGAGGAAACCUUUUAGCUGUGUUCUCGCCGGUUAGCGCCAAUAUUACUUGAAAUAUUGAUCAGAUUUUCUUGCCCAUGAAUGUUUCCUGCUUGUCAGGUCAUUCAACAUUUUUACCAGUCUUCCAAAGUGUUAAUCAGGGUGUUAAUAGCCGAAUCGGGUAAACUUUGAGGAGAAAUAAGUGUCAAAAUAAGAUGACGGUCAUUUUCUACCAUAUUCAAUGUAGAAAGAAAUAAAUCAGUCAUAUGCGAAAGUACUGUCGAAAUGGUCACCUUAAAAUGGUAAUCAACAUGUCUUUAGGGUUGAUUCCGGGUGUCAAAAUCUUUUGAAUUUAGAGAAGAAGCAUCUUGAAUUCGAAGCACUAAUAAAUGAGUUUCACAAAAAAGUUUAGUUGAAAACACAUGGUCAUCAAGAAAAAUAAUUUUUCCAGCAAGAUUUAGUUUUCAACUGCGCAAAUUUUUAUUGUUAACUUUGAAACAGUUCCCUUGCUUUUGCGAUUUUCUUUCGUCUAUCCGUGGUCGAGAAGGAAAGAGAAUACUAACGCGAGAAAGUUAGUAAAGAAUUCAUGAUCUGCAUGUGGAGAGAGAAGGCAGUUGUUUUUUUAAUUUUUAUACAUUGUUACCUUUCGCUUUGCUUGCGCGGCCACUGCGUUUUCGUUUUUAAUUUUAUUUUCCCACGCUCACAACUUCCCUUUCCCUUUCGAACGCCUGCCACGCAGGCUAGCUUCGAAGCGGACGUCAAAGAGAAUUAAUUAUUUCUAAGAAGCAGUGCCAGGGGACAAAGAAAUGUAGAAAAUAUUAAGUUAGGAAGUUCAUCACUUUUUACAAAGGCAAAACCGGCAGGAUUUCGUAUAAUUUCCGAUUUUGAAAUGGUUGCGAGCAAAAAGACUCGUCAAUCCGGCAAGAUUUAGUUGGCUGUGAACUUCUUUUCAAAGUGAGAACUUCAAUGAAAGAGUUGAUGAUGUGGUUAUUGGCUUUCUCUCUCUUUAACGCUUGUCCUCUUCAUUUUUCUACGUUAUUUGAUUGAGCAUAUUCACCUUAAUUCAUGACCUAAGAAGUCAGAACUGUUUUUUCUGUCGUCGUCAGAUACAUUGGCAUAUUGUAUGGUUAUUUCUGUCACAGGCUGUUUUUUGAACUUGCUUUUCUAUUUUGUAAAAAAAAAAAAACUGUCUGUAACGCCCUUAUGUAAAACGCACAAAAAAUGUCUGCGUGCAAUCUUCCUUUCCUUCGCGGCUCGCUUGCAUGUGUAAUCUUCUUCCAGUCUCUCGAUAAGCCAUCCGCGCGUUACUUUUCGGUGCAUCACGCGAGAGAUUCCUCUUUGGCUGUUUCAGUCUCAUGGAAUACUUUCUAGGCACAACCUAUAAGGCUGAGAGCUGCUGAGAAAAUAAUUAUUAAUGCGUUCCGGCUUUCCUUCAUUAUCUUUUACAGUGACAAAGUUUUACAAGUUAUUCCUGGGACGAAAGAAGCACUGAAGUACCUUAAUAACCUGUUUGAUAAAAAUGAUUUUGAGGUACGGUACAACUUGUUUGUUUGAGGAAUGUUAGGCUUUGUGUUCCAUUACCCUACUAACCCAAUCUUUAAGAAAAUAAAGCAGUUCCUUUGUUGGGUCAAAAGCACACCAUUCUUUCUUCUGUGAACACUACUGCGUCUUUCUGUCUAUUAGAAGAGAAAAGACUGAUAAAAAUUACUUUCUAGUACCGCAUUUAUUCGAAUAAGCGCCCAACCUCGAAUUAGCGCCCACCUCGAAUAAGCGCCCAGUCUCGAAUAAGCGUCCACCCCACCCCACCUCCCUUCCCCUCCCACCCACUUAAACUCAAAUAAGCGACCACCCCACCCCCCCCCCCAAAUUGAAUAAGUACUGAUAAGAGACUUCCCCAAAGACGGAGUUUUCUUCAAAGUAUUUUACAGGAACCUUGCUUUGUUACAUCUUCGAGAUUUGUCAUCACCAUUUAUUGUUUUGUUGCAAAAUAAACAUACUCCACUUGCUGAAAAUGCUGAAAAUUUAAUAAGCGCCCAGCCUCGAGUAAGCGCCCACUCUUAAGGUCCAAAAAUUUAAUAAGCGCACAGGGCGGUUAAUCGAAUAAAUACGGUAUUUAUGUUUAUCAAAAUGUGCUUUGACCCCAAUUAGAACACGCUUACUCAGUGUUGAAUCGACUUAGUUGCUUUGGUAACUUAAAAUCGGCACCUUUUUAUCAGGGAGUAACGAUCUCUUUCCAUUCUUUCUAUGUUGGCUCAGAGUAUUCAGUUAAAUUACAUGCAUUCUAGCUUAAUUCUACUCGUGCACCGCAAUGCAAUGCAUUAGGCCCCAUAACCGAGUUCUUUCUACUUGAUUUACUUUACAUACAAAUCCUGCUGUUCAUUUAUAGUCUUGAUUGCUCGAACUUCAAUCCAUCCAUAAGGUAAUUUGGUGCUUGCUAAUCUACAGUCCUUUUUUGUAGCUUGAUUUUUGGACCUACCCAAGUAAAAUUGGUGAGUCAGUGGACAUUCACGUGACGCAUCGGUGGGCGCGGGAAUUUAAGCACUUUCUCACAAGGAGAGAGAUUUCUUUCCGCGUGAAAAUAAGAAACUUACAACGGUUAAUCAAUGGAGAACGAAUGAGAGCGCGCUCGGGAGUGCCAUUCAACGGAGCUUUCCGUUCGUAUUCUCAGGUGAGUCUGAACAACGCGGUAUUUUGUGGAAAAGUACGAUGAAAAGGCAUUAGAGAGUUCUAGAUCCGAGUUUACCGCGAAACUCUAACCGCGGUUUGCUGUUGCCCGUUUGCGGUUAGACGUUCAAAUAUAAUUCGAUUUAGAUUGGCGGUGGAUUAAAUUACGGCCGCCAUUUUGAAUCAGCAGCCGUGAAUAGCACUUGUUUUCAAGGUCCAUUUGGAUUUAUAAAAUUCAGCAUUUCGCCCGAAGUUGUGCCUCUGUUAAAGGAUAAAGACUUGCUCCACAAGAUUUUUGUAUCAUUAAGUGGGAUGAAACAAGAAUUAUACGCUAAAAGCUUUCAGGUAAAUGACAUACGUGAAAACCUACCUCCCCACGUUGGAAAUGCACGUAAACUUCAAACAUGACCAGAACGACUUGUCACGUGACCUCCAGCGGUUAGAGGUUCGAGGUAAACUCGGAUCUAAAGCCCUCUAUUGUUAUCGGAGUACCAUCUUAUUCCUGUACGAGAAAACGUAUCACAAUAAACGGGAUAGUGUUAAGUGAUUUAGGGGUAAGAAAACAAUCGUGGACAUCUCGAGACGCCACCACUGGUUUCAAGGCGAAAUGACUUCUGUGGAACGACUGCAGAAAUUCCACAUGAUACUGAUUACGUGACACUACCCAGAUCUGGUUAGUGCUUCUCAUUUGUCGCGCCGCGAGCCAAGUAAACCUGCUUCAACCAAUUAAAAACACUACCCAGAUCUGGCCGGUAGUCAGUGACGCGUCUUCAGCAUGGAAUUUCUGCCCUCGUUCUUCAGAAGACAUUUCGUGGGAAACCAGUAGUGGUGUCGCGGAAUGUCGGCGUUUUUUUCCCGGGCUAUUGAUAUAUACCUUGAUUAAAAGAAAAAAAGUGCAAUCUUUUACGUUGGUUCAUCACUAGAUUGUCCACGAAAUGAGGCGACUACAGCGACUCAAUGAAACGCUUGUAGAAGUGUUCAGUAUUGGAAAAACCUACGAGAAUCGAACCAUACACGGAAUUAAGGUACCAUAAAUUGCUGGUAUUUUAAAUGUAUUUAUUCAUUUUCCUCGUUAAAAACUAUUGCUGCUAUUUUGAAGGCCUAUUUACAUCUUAGAUACGUUGCACAUGCAACAUAUAUAUACCAAUUUCCUGCUGCGAAAACUCUGGCCACCAUUUCAGAACACUAAACAAUCGUAUUUCGGCGUUGAACAAUGCAACCUUUUUGAGCUUUUUAAAUCAAAAUCAAACACUUGCAAAGUCUAUCAUGUGAAGACAAGACCUUUUUUACGAUAUAACUUUAUUUGCUCUAUAGGUAAAAGGAAAGUUCCAAGUCUUGACACAAACGUAACAUCAAAUGAAAAUGCAAAAGCACGCGGAAAAGACUGAAAGUAAAUUUUGUUGUUCGGUUUGCCACGCUGCCUUUGGUGAAUUCUUUUUCCAGCGAUCUGUGCGUGCCAUCAUCUUUGUCGUCCUGGCACCAGUUGUUCAAUAGACAGAUAACGUUAUACACCAGGCCCCAGUUGUUCAAAAGGUGGAUAACGCUAUCCAACGGAUAAAUCUCUAUCCACUGAAUAGCGCAUUUAGUUCUCCAAAUACUUAUCCACUGGAUAGUGAUUUAUCCGGUGAAUGGCGCUAUCCAUCUUUUGAGCAACCACGGCCUUAUAUACUCUAUCCAGUGGAAAGUUAGUCUCCGUCGCAGCCGUUUUUAGUAUCGUCACGCAACGCUCCUCCCCAGGAGCGUUGCGUGACGAUACUAAAAACGGCUGCGAGGGAGACUAACUUUCCACUGGAUAGAGUUUAUCAGGCCCUGGUUACUCAAAAGAUGGAUAGCGCCAUUCACCGGAUGCGUGACGAGUUCACAAUUCAAAGAUCUGUGUGAAAACUUGUCAGCGUGGGUACUCCCCAAUGAUGAGCAAUAAGUCAAAAUAAGUCUGUGUUUUCAAGAUGGCUCUAAGGUAGGAUCUUCAUCCCGGGGCCAUUUUUAUUUUUUAACUUCUAGAAAGGUCAAGUCUAUUAACAAAGUUCUGAUCUGUCUAAAGGAGAAAGAUCUCGAUUAGUCUUUUUUCCCUAUCAGGUGCUAAACUAAAAGUUCAUCAAAUUUAAGCGGUUAGUGUCGUCCAGACAACCCCCCAUUUAGAUCGGUGAAACUUUCAGUUUAUAAUUUGACGACAUCCAGAUUAAACUAGUACAUAUCAACUACAAUAGCAAAACACUAGUGGAAAGUGCAAUUAGUUUCCCUAAUACUUAUCCACUGGAUAGUGAUUUAUCCGAUGGAAAGCGCUUUCCAUCGUUUGAGCAACCGGGUCCUGUAGUUUUUUGCUAAUUUUGCCUAAUAAGGAGUGUGGCUGCCCCUCCCUAACCCGUCGGCCCUUGUCCUAGAUUCAUCAUUGGUGGUCAGAAAUCUUUGUAAACAUUGAUUCUUUUUGUCUCAGAUCUCUUCAAACAGAUCUCUCACAAACAAGUCAGUAAUGUUUAUCAACUGUGGUCUCCACGCGCGAGAAUGGAUUGCGAUUUCAACAUGUGUGUAUGUCGCCAGAGAGGUACAAUAAUUUAGCACACACGUUUAUUUUUUUAGACUAUUUAUUCAAGAAAAAAUACCACGCAACUCUUAAUUGGAAAGUUUAACAGACCAUGACGAACUUGGGGGAAAAUAUCCUUAAUAACGCCAUGAUUAGAGUAGGAGCAGACUCUUUUCUUUUUCUUAGUCCAUCGAGCGAAAGGCGUGAGACACGAAAAUGUGAAAGACGCGAGACGGCUCGACGCUCUCGUGCGCUUGCAUUCCACAGUGCUGGAUCCAGACUUAGAGAUAAGGCGGUGGGGGGAGGGGGUGGGACAGCGGUCAUCUCGACCUUUAGAUAAGGGGGGGGCGGUCCUCCCCCAAAUUUUUUUUUCGGCCCCCCAUAUGUUCAUCCAAACUCAAGGGGUGCCUGACAGGUCACGUGUGAAAAAACCACUAGCAGAAUUGCUCGAAGUUGAGCGUGCCUUAAUUAGAUUUACCCAUACCGAUAUCUUACUGAUCUACUUCUCAACCAUCCAAAGGGCGUUGUCCGACAUAUCGUUUUCCGUACCCAAAAUGUACCAGUUUUUCUUUUUUACUACAUUUCUAGUUUUGUUUCAGUUUCAGUUUCAGAUUACUGUUUUCCAUAAGAAUGUACAAAAAAAAUCAUGAAAAAUUAAUCUAAAUAUUUAAAAACCUAAUGGCCAGGAAGCCCAAGGAAUUGAAGCCACUGGGCUUAUAAGGAAUGGACUCCCUCAGUUAAAUUACUACAAUAAAAUAAUUAUUAAUAGAAUAAUACAUGCAAAAUUCAAUGUUAGCGCUAUAGUAAAUCUUAAUCUUGUUAAUGCGAACUCAGUUCCCUAUCCUUUCCUUUUUCUUUUCCUUUCCAUUCUUCCUUUUCUUUUCUUUUCUUUUUUUUGGCCAGCUCGUACUCAAGUACAGAACUGACGAAUCAAUAAGAGAUUUAGUGGACAAGCUAGAGUGGAUAAUAAUUCCUGUUGUAAACGUGGAUGGAUAUGUUUACACUCAUUCUACGGUAAGACGUUGUAGAUUGGUAUAAAAACGAUAAGAAAACAGAUCCUAGGGGAUUUGGACCAUUGGAAUGCUACGCUCAUCUUAAUUUUCAAAUUCCACCAGAAUUCUGGAUUUUGCUAGCUAAUGAAAGCCAUUCUCCACCAAGUGAUGUCUACAGUAUAUUCAAUGUAUUCUUAUUUCGGAAUACAGGCUAUCGAACGCGCCUUUAGUAAAUUGCUAUGGCAAAGCUUGACAUUUUAGAAUACUUUGAUUACUUCAGUUUAAUGAUGCAUUAUUCAUGAAUUGAGGUUUGAUUUGUUAAAGAACCGGAUGUGGAGGAAGAAUAGAAGACCGUCUAACUCAACUCAAUGCGUUGGCACGGAUCUGAAUAGAAAUUUCAACAUCAAGUGGGCAAGUAAGUAAUUUGUAGCUGUUAUUGUUCGAAAGGAAAGAUGGCGAUGACACAAAGGCAAUACUGAGCGCUCGCUCACCUCCUCCCCGCCGCUACUUAAAAAUCUGCUUGCAGGAAAGCGAGCGUCUUUAAGGAUGCCAUAACACGCAAGUUGCGUUAAAAACGUUUUCUACUGUACAAUGCAACGCUCUUCAUUAUCGUGCUCUCCGUUACCAUCCCAUAAGCUCUUGCGCCACUUUCCCAGGAUUUCUCUCUUUAGCCAAUCACAGAGCGUGUCGAAGCAAAGCCGCGUUAAUCUCCCAGACUUACAUGAAAUCCGCAGUAACAAGAUAAUUCUUGUACUCAUCAGCUGUCGGAGCAGAUUAUGGCAAACCUUGUAGUGACAUUUAUCCUGGAUUGUGGCCUUUCUCCGAACCGGAAAUUAGAAAUCUGGGCAAAUACAUGUACUCAAUAAGAAGACGGAUCAAAGGUUAUGUGGACUUUCACUGCUACGGACAGCUUUGGAUGUCUCCAUGGGGUUUCACGACAGUUCUUCCACCAACAUUUCAUAAAGAGCAUGUAAGUUUGAAUAGGUGGGACAGCAAGCUAGGAAGCUCUCUGAUGUACCGUGCCUCAUAGGGAAAAAACACUUCCCAGAAUCCAAAAACACUUCCCAGAAGGAAAAAUACUUCCCAGAAUCCAAAAACACGUCUUAGAAUCCAAAACACGCCCCAGAAUUCAAAAACACUUCCCAGAAUCCAAAAGUGGUUUGGAUUCUGGAAAGUGUUUUUGAGUUCUGGGACGUGUUUUGAUCCCUACAAGCCACCGUACUGAUGAGCUCUGGAGGUGGGGGAGUUUUCUCCCGUCAGCCUCUACCCCGUUAGGGACAGGCGGAGGGGGAUGUACAUAUAAGGAAGAAUACCCCUGGCUCAAGUAUUCUUCCUACUUUCACUCAUUUGAACAGCUGUGUACGACAGAGUAUCCACCGACAUUUUCUGAACAUAUUAGCCGGAGAAUUUGUGUCUAUUGUGAAGGUCGGGGCUAUGAAUCUCCCCUUGUACAGACAGUUUAGAAAGUCCCUUAGGGUACAAGACGUGAGUGUUCUUCAACAAAGAUGAAAAUAAAAAUGCUUUUGAUCAUCGUUCAGCUCAUUUCAGUAUUAAGGAUAUUCUAUUUCUUGAAUUUUAACAGUUACCCGCUAUGAGAAAAAUUGUUCAGAAGAUCUACCACACCCAUGGCACCAUUUUUCAAUAUGGACCCGCGUCCACCGCUAUAUGUAAGUGGUUACAUUCUUGUAUUCAGUAAAUUGUAAAUUGGAAAUGUCUUAUUAUCCACUCCCCUCAGAGCUUUUCAGGGAUAAUUUACACUGGUUGGGGGACUUUGCUAGACUGCUUAAGGUGCAGUUUACACGUAAUGAAGGAAUGCGUAAUGAUGCCCCCAUAUAUGCAUGAGUGUGAAAGUUGGAUAGACCAGUACACCGGGCACUACGUGCCGUACUCUUUACGAAGAGUGUGUGGGUUCUUUAACGUCCCACAGAUUUGUUACAUGUGCAACGAAACUUUAGCAACCCUUACCGCUUUGUGAGGGGUGAAGAAAACUGGAUUACCCGUAACAAAAACUCUCUUUCGAAGCAGAGGAGAGAACUUACGACAAAGUCAAGUCUGCACUAAAACAAAACCUCUCUCUCUCGAAGCAGAAAAGUCAACUGACGACAAACUCUAGUCUACACUAAGACAUAACUGGGUCCACACUGGUGGUAUGGGUGGUAGAUGGAGGGGCAAGGGAGGGGUAGGGGGAGGGUAGUGGGUUCACCAUAGUGCGCUCACCUUAAUCAUGUUUAUGUUUGAUUACAGAUAAGACUUCUGGAGACGCUACAGACUGGGUUCACGGAGUGUUAGGAGUAACACAUUCUUACGGAGUUGAGCUUCAACCGUCUUUCUUCGCUGAGAACGGAUUCAUUCUUCCCCCUUCGUACAUUGAACCCGUUGGCAAGGAAACAUUAUCCGGGUUAAAGAUUCUCUGUUCCUUUAUAAGUUGAGAAAUCAGUCUAACUCUCAACCGUAUCUUCAAAAACAUUUUUAAUGUAAUAUUUUUAACACAGUGUAACGCCGCAAUUUUUCUUGUAUCCAGGCUUCACUCUGCAUAACGCUGCCGUGGGAAAUCUGGGUAUGAAAUCACUGCAGUAAUUAUUUAUGUUUAAGUUUAGAAGAGCCAUUUAGCUAUAUGCGCAGGUAAUUAAACUAGAGGAGUGAGGCAAAAUCGGGCUUCCGGAAGGAGUCGUUCACGAGUUGAGACAAACCUUAGUAGUGUGAUGUCUAUUUGGCUCCCUCUUCUCUCUCUCAUGUGAUGAGCGAGUGAAAAUAUGGGUUUCAAUUAUUCGACAGCUUUCGAGCUCACUGGGGUAAAUAGUGCCAGAGAACAAGGGGAAGAAGCCCGGGG
This is a messenger RNA of Porites lobata, 10026 nucleotides long. The record is from the annotation of a GenBank genome assembly. Lineage: Eukaryota; Metazoa; Cnidaria; Anthozoa; Scleractinia; Poritidae.